Molecule: messenger RNA, 5397 nt
Organism: Penicillium cinerascens
Lineage: Eukaryota; Fungi; Ascomycota; Eurotiomycetes; Eurotiales; Aspergillaceae
Product: formin sepA
Exons: 3
Coding region: 1-5397 (1798 amino acids)
Biological process (GO): mitotic actomyosin contractile ring assembly; actin filament bundle assembly; barbed-end actin filament capping
Cellular component (GO): mating projection tip; cell division site
Molecular function (GO): actin binding; small GTPase binding
Source: RefSeq, a predicted model, not a curated record
AUGCCCGCAAAUGCAGACAAGUCCAGGCAAUCCUCGGCUGGGAAAUCGUUUUUUGGGAGGAAACUGUACAAGGACAGGCCGAAUGAUGAGCGCUAUGAUGGAUACGGUGGCUCCUACGACAGCUUAGCCCCGCCAGGAAGUGCCGCUGGCUCUCGCUCUUCGCGCUAUUCGAAACGGUCCUCAAUCCAAUCCGUUGACAUGACCCAUGAUCUCGACCCCGGAAGUCUCGCUCCGACAGCAGGUGUAAUUACGUCCAUUCCGUUCGAGAGUCUUCCCUCAGACACGAGAAACCCGAUCCCCAUCGAGAGCAUGUCCCGUCCCGACUCCUCCCGCCAGGAGCCCUCGCCCAACCAUAUCGGCAAGACUGGCGGCGAUUUUCAUCAAUAUCCUACCUGGACGUCGACUUCCGCGCCAAACGGAUCUGGCUCACAUCCCUCAGGGCCCCGCCCGCCCCCGCAUGCCACGAAUAUGACCAUGACGAGCAGCGCAUCGGGAGACCGCGGUACGAGGUAUCAACAAUGGGGACGUCCGGGAAGCUCAGCAGCAAAUCCUGGCAUGAGCCAUAACUCGAUUGACUCCUCUUCGAAUUCUCGCACGUCGCUCGACCAAACCAGUCUUUAUUCAUCCCACUCUUCCAAUACCCGUGGCUCGAAUUAUUUUUCCUCCUCGGAUGGCUCCGCUCGUACCCUCACACCCUCCCAUUCCGGCGACCGCAAUACCGCUUUCCACUCCAGUGGAAGUUCUUCGCGCUUGUCAAAUGCACAAGCUGCAUGGCAAGCCUCCCAGCAUAAUAUACCAGCAGCCGUGCCUCGCCCGCCCGACAACUACCUGACUCGACCCAGAGAUGAUCGCAUUGUUGAUCAAUUAUUUCUGGAGCUUAUGCAGAAGCGAGGAUGGCAGAAUCUUCCAGAACAGGCCAAACGGCAAAUGCUGUCCUAUCCUGCUUCUAAGAAGUGGACCCUGGUUCAUCAGGAUCGACUGACAGAGCUGCAGGGUGAACAGAAGAGAAGACAGAAUGCCCGGCAAACCCAUGGUCAUGAUGGUCUCUCGGGUCUGCUCGAGCGCGCCGAUGAGGAGGGAAGCCCGGAGUGGUAUGUAAAGAAGGUCAUGGAUGACACAAUUACUUCCAAGCAGCUCGCCAGUUUGAGCGUCAGCUUGCGGACACAACCGAUCAGCUGGGUGAAAGCGUUUGUUGAAGCUCAGGGUCAAGUUGCCCUGACCAAUGUUCUCAACAAAAUCAAUCGACAAAAAGCCUCCGGUCCCGUCCCUGCUCCACCGACGGGCGACAAAGAUCUGGAUCGCGAGUAUGACAUUGCCAAAUGUUUGAAAGGUCUUAUGAACAACAAGUAUGGUGCGGAUGAUGCCCUUGAGCACCAAGGAGUUCUCGUCGCCCUUGUCAACUCGCUAUCAUCGCCUCGUCUCAAUACUCGAAAACUUGUCAGCGAAGUCCUCACCUUCCUAUGUCACUGGGCCGAGGGUCAAGGCCACCAGAAGGUCUUGCAGGCCAUGGACAGGGUCAAGAACGACCACAGUGAAACUGGCCGCUUCGAUGCUUGGAUGCGUAUUGUCGAGGUUACCAUUGAUGGCCGUGGAAAGAUGGGAAGUUUGGUCGGCGCCAGCGAAGAGUACCGCAGUGGAGGCAUUGGCAUGGAAAACCUUCUCAUGGAGUAUGCCGUCUCAACAAUGAUCCUCAUCAACAUGCUAGUCGAUGGUGCAGAGACCGACCUGCAACUGCGAUGCCAUAUCCGAGCUCAAUUUAUCUCAUGCGGUGUCAAACGUCUUCUGACGAAGAUGGAGGGCUUCCAGUAUGAGGUGAUCGACAAGCAGAUCGAGCGCUUCCGUGAAAACGAGGCUAUCGAUUAUGAGGAUCUUCUCCAACGGGAGGGCAGCAGUAUGAAGGACAGCGUCGAGGGCGAAGUCAAGGAUAUGAGCGACCCACUCCAAAUCGCAGAUGCAAUUGCGACCAGGAUCAAUGGAACUAGGGCUCACGACUACUUCCUCUCAGCCAUGCAGCAUAUGCUGUUGAUUCGUGAGAAUGGCGGCGAAGAGGGUCUACGAAUGUUCCAGCUCGUAGACGCCAUGAUGAGCUAUGUGGCCAUGGACCGGAGGCUUCCCGAUCUGGAUCUUCGACAGGGCUUGGGUUUCACCGUGCAAAGUCUGUUGGAUCGGCUUCAUACAGAUGCCGAGGCAAGGCGGGUGUACGACGAGGCUUUAGAAGCUCGUCAAAUCGCAGAAGCGGCCAUUGCCGAGCGUGAUGAGAUGAAAGCUCAGGUAGAGCUCGGCGCAGAGGGCCUUGUUAAGAAGCUUCAGAAGCAGAUUGACGAGCAGGCCGGCAUCAUUGAGCUGCAAACCCGGACCAACGAAUCUUUCAAGGCCGAGGUUGCAGAAGUUCAAAGACUGCGCGCCCAAGAGUUGCAGCGCAAUGAGUUGGAGACGCGCGAGUUGUACCUUAUGCUUCGGGAUGCCCAGGAUAUUGCUGCAUCCAACGCCCGGAAGAAUGCCGCCCCCGAUUCAGAUCCAUCGCAAAUGCCUGGCAUUAUGGAUCGCGAGCGGCUCAUGGAGCGCCUGGAGCGCCAACUCGAGAGAACUAAGACCCAGUUCAAGCUCGAAGGCAAGGUUUGGGGUCAACAUGGUCCAUCCGAUCGGCUCCGUGAGCUGCGCGAGAAAAUGGAUGGCGAAGAAGAUGAUGAUGAUUCCAGCGAGGAGUUCACCGAGGAAACUCGUCGCAACAUUAGCUCCACUUCUCUGGGAUCCGUCUAUAGGAAGCGCAGCCAUAUGCCUGAAAUGGAUCGGGGUCCUGAUCCCGAGAGGCUCGAGACUAUGGAUGAAAAUGACGAGGUGGUUUUUGAAAAGCCUCGUAUAGUGGACUUGCGACCUCGCAUGAACCCUGCUCAGGCCACUGGAUUGCUCGGCGAGCUGGCCUCGAGGGUUCCAAAGUAUGAUGAAGGCCCUGAGGGCUCUGGCACUGCACCUGAAGCGACGGAAGCCGCGCCAGAGGAUGUCAGUGCUGCCGUAGCCGAAGCCGAGGCCGUGGCCAAGGAAGAGGCAGCCAAGAAGGCUAUGCCUCCGCCUCCAGCGCCCCCUGGUGGUGCCAAAAUCAUACCACCACCUCCCCCUCCCCCAGGUGGCAGUACGGUGCCCCCUCCUCCACCUCCUCCCGGUGGUAUCAAGACCCCUCCUCCGCCGCCGCCAGGGGGUGCCACGGUCCCCGGCCCCCCGCCGCCGCCUCCCCCUCCUGGAGGCAAAGCCGGUGUUCCUCCCCCUCCCCCGCCCCCGGGCGCGGGAGGUAUUGGUGCUCCUCCACCACCGCCUCCAGCUCCUGGGGUCAAGGGUGGAUUUGCGCCUCCCCCUCCCCCGCCUCCCAGUGCUCCAUUGGGCGCUGGUUGGAGGCCCACCUACAUGAUGGACGAUGCAGUUCCCUCCACAACCCACUUGCCGUCCAUUAGACCCAAGAAGAAGCUUAAGGCUUUGCAUUGGGACAAGGUUGAUACUCCCCAGGUGACGGUCUGGGCCGCCCACGCCCCAACCCAGCAGGAGAAAGAACAAAAAUACACCGAUCUAGCCAAGAAAGGUGUAUUGGACGAGGUUGAGCGUCUGUUCAUGGCUAAAGAGCAUAAGAUCUUCGGGACUAGCACGGCCGCCAAGCAACGCAAGGACAAGAAACAGAUCAUCUCCAACGACCUGUCCAAGAACUUCCAGAUCGCCCUCGCCAAAUUCUCCCAGUUCCCAGCUGAUGAUGUUGUGCGAAUGGUCAUUCACUGUGACCGGGAAAUCCUGGAUAACAUGGUUGUCAUGGACUUCUUGCAAAGAGAUGAAAUGUGCACCAUUCCCGAAAACGUUGGCAAGUUGAUGGCUCCGUACAGUCGAGACUGGACAGUUCCUGGUGCUGCCAGUUCCGAGCGUGAGCAAGAUCCUGCCGAGCUCACUCGCGAGGAUCAAAUCUACCUGUCCACUGCCUUUGAGCUGAACCACUACUGGAAGGCAAGAAUGAGAGCGCUUGCGCUGACCCGCUCCUUUGAGCACGAGUACGAGUACAUCUCAUCUAGGUUGCAAGAAGUCGUCAAAGUCAGCGAGUCCCUGCGGGAUUCCGUCUCUUUGAUGAACGUCCUCGGUCUGAUUUUGGAUAUUGGUAACUUCAUGAACGAUGCCAAUAAGCAAGCCCAGGGCUUCAAGCUUAGCUCGCUCGCCCGCCUGGGUAUGGUCAAGGAUGACAAGAACGAGACUACCUUUGCCGAUUUGGUCGAGCGUAUCGUUCGCAACCAAUACCCCGAGUGGGAAGGAUUCGCCGAUGAGAUUGCAGGCGUCGUUGGCCUGCAGAAGAUCAACGUGGAUCAGCUGCGCACCGAUUCCGUGAAGUAUAUCAGCAACAUUAAGAAUGUGCAGUCCAGCUUGGAUGCUGGUAACCUGAGUGACCCGAAGAAAUUCCAUCCUCAGGAUCGUGUCAGCCAGGUUGUUCAGCGAAGCAUGAAGGAUGCUCGUCGGAAGGCCGAGCAGUUGCAGUUGUACCUAGAUGAGAUGGUCAAGUCGUACGACGAAAUCAUGAUGUUCUACGGCGAAGACAACACAGACGAGAACGCCCGGCGGGACUUCUUCGCGAAGUUGUCUUCAUUCUUGGUGGAGUGGAAGAAAUCGCGAGAGAAGAACAUUGGACUGGAAGAGUCUAGGAAGCGUACUGAGGCAUCCCUGGCUCGCAAGCGGGUUAACGUUAACCUUGCCAAUGGCAGUCCUACUGCGGAGGCACCUAGCUCACCUGCUUCAAGUGGUGCAAUGGACUCCUUACUGGAGAAGCUUCGUGCAGCCGCACCCCAAGCCAAGGAUCAACGAGACCGCCGUCGCCGUGCUCGUCUGAAGGAACGCUACCAGGUUCGCGUGGCCUCUGGCCAGAAGCCGCCUGAAGCUGAAAGCGAAGAGGGCGAAGAGGGCGCUGAAAAGCCAGCCGAUGGCGAUGACAAGCCCGACGAGAAUGGUCUUUUGAGUCCUCCGAUCCCCGAAGAGGGAGGAGAAAGCGCUACGGAGAACCAAGUGUCUGAAGGCGAGGACGUUGCUGACCGUGCAGCCAGCAUGCUCCUCGGCCUACGGAGUAACUCUGAUGGCGGUGGCGAUCGUUUCAGACGCAGAAGAGAAAGCGCCGACGAAGAGCGCCGCAAUCGUCGCAUGAGACGCCGCAAUGGUGCAAGCGGAAGCAAAGAUAGCGCUGAUGGCGGCCUACCAACCGUCCAAGAACCGCGGUCUCCAUCGCGGACCGACUCCGUUGGCACAGAGAAUGCCCUGCCGAGCCCGCCCCAGGAAGAAUCACAACCAUCGGAGCCGCCAUCUAUCAUUGUGUCAGAGCAGCAUGAUGCUCCUGAAUCUGAGGCCGGUUCAUCUCCCAAUCAACCGAUUGAACUUUCGGAUUGA